Molecule: messenger RNA, 949 nt
Organism: Ctenocephalides felis (cat flea)
Lineage: Eukaryota; Metazoa; Arthropoda; Insecta; Siphonaptera; Pulicidae
Product: probable 28S ribosomal protein S23, mitochondrial
Exons: 3
Coding region: 444-923 (159 amino acids)
Biological process (GO): translation
Cellular component (GO): mitochondrion; ribosome
Molecular function (GO): structural constituent of ribosome
Source: RefSeq, a predicted model, not a curated record
CAUUUUUUGAGUCAUUGGCAGUAAAAUUUAAACCGAUAUGAUAAUACAAAAUUUAUUCAUAUGGGAAUUGAACUCAGUUGAACCUUGACAUUAAUUGAGAUUACAAUUAAUGGUGCAUUGAAAAUCAGUUCACCAAUAUUAACACAAACUGAAAAUAACCACAAUGUAACAUGAAAUACAGUUUUUAGAAGUAAAUAAAUAGCAAUUGAUGAAUGCAUUAUUGAAUUCAGAAUAAAAAUAAACGUUUACACUUCAUUUUUAUUCAAAAUUAAUAAUUUCACCAGAAUAGAAUAUAUGACUUCUAAAUUUUGCAUUAAAUAAUUCCUCACCUCAGUCUCAGAUUUAAGGUUAUAUAAAUAUAACCUAUAAAACGGAGUGGUUGUCAAUUUAACUUGCAUCAUAAGUUUGGCUCAUCUAUGAAGUCAAUGAAAAAAUAAACAAUCAUGGCUAGUAGUAGACUAGAAAAAAUUGGAACUAUAUUUAGCAGAGUUGACGGUUUAAUCAAAGCUAAUGGCAUGAAAUGGAAAGAACGCCCGCUAUGGUACGAUAUUUAUAAAGCCUUUCCACCUGCACUUGAACCUAAAUAUGCACGUCCAGUUCCAAAUCUUCCAAUCCGUAAUAUAUUCUAUGAAGAAGAUGUAAUCAGAGCGAAAUUCCAUAAAGGCAAUAAACAAUUACCUGGCUACAAUUUAUCAGAUAGUUCACAUAAAACAACUACACAAAAGUUUAUAGUGAUAUUCAAUCAAUUAAAGAGCGACAAUAAAACUCUUGAUGAUGACCAACUAUUUAACACGGCUUUAGAUUUGUUAGAGUCCGAGGUGGUUUCCAGAAAAGAAGCCACAACCAGGCCAUUAGAGACUGUUGCAAAAUCAGAAUCAAAGUCUGAAGAUAUGAAUGUUAAUAUAAAAGAUUUAUUUAAAUAAAAUGAUGUAUAGAUAUUAAAAAUAAA